UGGCACUAUGUUAUUUAGAAAACUGGCCUCCGACUGUUUGUAGGGAUUUGAGGCUGACCUUUCUUUGCUGUUUCACCUCGCCGACAGAGGGAUUGUGAUGGUUUUUAGCCAGCAUCACACCAGCUGCACAGUGCGCGAGCCCUGUUGUCCGGAACGUAUAGACAGAGUUGGUUUUUUUUCUUUUGUUAGAAAUUAAAAACACCUCCCAGUGUCGUUGGUUGUAUUAUCUUGAAUGCACUGGGUGUUAAAAUGUGAAUAAAAACAUGUCUCGCCUCCCAUUGUGGUAUUACAUCACAGCUUCUGCAUCACUGCAUUUACGUGUGUCAACACACACUGAGGGAGGAGUGGCUGUGUUGGCCAAACCUACAUGAACAUAACAACGAACGGCAGCAACACGUGAUGGAAAUAUGAGGCAAUGUAUGCAAAUCUGGAAAUCAAAUUACGGGCCUCUUCUUGCCCCCGUUGAACUGAUGUGUUUUGGUCAGACAGAGAAAAAAACAGUCAGCUUUUUUCUUUCUUAAUUAGGAGCAGGAAUCGUUUUUUGCUUUCAUCCUCCCAUAAGAUGUUUUGGAAACAAGAGCCAGAUGCACCACCAGCAUCGUGGUAUGGAUGAUGAUGGGAUGAUGGAUAAAAACAUGGCCGGACUAACCUGUUAAGAGGGACCUGGGUAAAAUUUGCUUACAGGACCAUAUUGUGCAGUUUCUAGCUAAAAAAUGGCAGUGGAGAAGCGUCUGGCGUUCUCUAUUGUGCAGUUCCUCCGAGAUCAAACACACUGUGGUGCUUUGAAUUCUGACGAGCAGGAGAGCCUUGAAGUUGCGAUCCAGUGUUUGGAGACUACCUUUAAGAUCAGCUCCAGUGACUGCCAUCUUGCUGUUCCACAGCCUCUGACAGAGAUUUUCCUCAAUUCCCUGCUCAAGAAUGACAACCUCACCAUACCAGAGACUUCUCCGACUCCGGAAGACAUCGAACGAGCAGAGCAGCUUAAGAAUGAAGGGAACAAUCACAUGAAGGAAGAGAACUACAGAUGUGCAGUGGAGUGCUACACAAAGGCCAUCGAUCUGGACCUAAGAAACGCCGUGUACUACUGCAACAGGGCUGCAGCUCACAGCAAACUGGGCAAUUACACAGAAGCAACUUGUGACUGCGAGAGAGCCAUUGGGAUCGAUCCCUCCUACAGCAAAGCAUAUGGGAGGAUGGGUUUGGCUUUGACAGCGAUGAACAAGUAUCCAGAGGCAAUUUCCUACUUCAAAAAAGCGUUGGUGUUAGACCCCGAGAACGAUACCUACAAAUCCAACCUGAAGAUUGCAGAGCAGAAGCAAAAAGAAGCGACCAGUCCAAUAGCUGCUGGACUGGGAUUUGACAUGGCCAGUUUAAUCAACAACCCUGCCUUCAUCAGCAUGGCUGCAAGCGUGAUGCAGAACCAACAAGUACAGCAGCUGAUGUCAGGAAUGAUGUCUAAUGCAGUCGGGGGUCCUGCUGCAGGAGUGGGUGGACUGUCAGACAUUUCCAGCUUGAUCGAAGCAGGACAACAGUUUGCACAGCAGAUCCAGCAGCAGAACCCGGAACUGAUCGAGCAGUUGAGGAACCACAUCCGGAGCCGCUCCUUCAGCGGCAGCGCUGAGGAACACUCAUGAUCUACUCAGUCUCACAUGUUUUUUCCAAGGAAGGGCAACCAUAUGGCGCGAUUACAAUCUCUACACCCAUUUCUUAAAUUCAAAUCCCCGGCAUGGCUGGAAAUGAAGAGACAAGGAUGGGGUUGAAGGCACUUUACUGUGACUAAAGGCCCAGGAGUGGAGAGACGAGGGCCUGGAGUCUGGACCACGAGAAGAAGCAUCCCACACAUUUCGGGCAAAACAUACUGUACAACACCUAAAUCUAAAAAGAGCCAAGAACUCAUUCAGCCCACCGCGAGAACAUGAGUAAAUCCUGUCUUCAGAGCUUUUACAUUAUGCAGAGAUUGUGUUUUGUAUGUGUUGAAAUAACUGCCCUCUUCACAUUAUGAGUUAAGGAUCCUCCUUCUGUCUAGUCAUGAUGAAUCGAGGGUUAGGGAGGAAUGUACUUUUACAGCAUUGCAGGGAACAUUUCAGCUUUUUCUCAUACAGUAACAUCAGGUUUACCUUGUUUAUACUGCAUACUGUUUAUUUUUGUAGACAGAUUGAAGCCCUACUUGUUCACUGGAUGACAAACACCAUUCAGUCCUUGAACACAUGGGACUCACAUCACCGCUUUUCGAUGAGUACUUACCUUGAUUUUUGAUUAAGACAACUGUUUAAUGGCAUAGCAGUGUUUGCAGCCUGCAUCAAGUUGUUGUUGCACUUUAGCAAAAAUAAAUGUCUCCCCUUUAAGCCUAAUUAAUUGUUAAUUAACUAGUAACAAAAUAUUCAGAUUGUUCAUUUUGCAUGCUCUUAAAUCUGGUAUUUGAUAUCAGAUAUCAGAUGCUUUGUGGAAACUAAUAGGUAUGCUUGGGCAGUCACAAUGUUUUGUCUAAAACAUGUGAAUAAAUGUCUUGAAAUUGAUCAACUCCUCACAUUCAUGCUUG
Scatophagus argus is the source of this 2539-nucleotide messenger RNA. It is a transcript of the gene sgtb, whose product is annotated as small glutamine rich tetratricopeptide repeat co-chaperone beta. The coding region runs from base 714 to 1634 and encodes 306 amino acids. Gene Ontology annotation, molecular function: molecular adaptor activity; protein binding. Gene Ontology annotation, cellular component: membrane; TRC complex. Gene Ontology annotation, biological process: post-translational protein targeting to endoplasmic reticulum membrane. The record is from RefSeq and is a predicted model, not a curated record. The transcript is spliced from 12 exons. NCBI's taxonomy places the organism in Eukaryota, Metazoa, Chordata, Actinopteri, Scatophagidae.